Sclerotinia sclerotiorum 1980 UF-70 is the source of this 2733-nucleotide messenger RNA. RefSeq lists its product as hypothetical. NCBI's taxonomy places the organism in Eukaryota, Fungi, Ascomycota, Leotiomycetes, Helotiales, Sclerotiniaceae. Bases 1 to 2733 code for a protein of 910 amino acids. The record is from RefSeq and is a predicted model, not a curated record. The transcript has 2 exons. Gene Ontology annotation, molecular function: ATP binding; protein kinase activity. Gene Ontology annotation, biological process: protein phosphorylation.
AUGUCAGCCGGGCAAGACAGUGACGGAACUUCUUUCGAGAAAGGUGCGAAUAAUGGGAAAGAUACAGAGCCUGCUACCACGAGGUCCUCCAAACAGAACGAAAUCUUGUGGAAGACGUAUAAACGUCCCUAUCGUCACUUGGACGACCUUCUAGCUGCCAAACCUGAUGUCCCCUCGGGUGCUUCCAUUCUCGGUUUGCUUCAUCUAGGGGAAUUCUCCAUCAAGCAAGCAGACACGUUUCUCGAUAAUCUCGAGCGCCCAGAUUUAGCUCUAGAGAAAUGGGUCACAGUGAACAUUGUCAUGGAGGGGAUCAUACCCCAUCAUGAUGGAUACAGCUCACUCAUGAGCGAUCUUGGGCUUUUAACUAGGUUUAACACGAUUAAAAAGUGGCUAUUGGACAAACAUAUGCAAUUUGAAGAAGCAAAAGAAUUCAUCAGGAACGACAAUUACAGGAAUGGUGUUAAAUCUUCUUUAACGCCAAUAAUGGAUUGGCCAGACGAGGGAAAUGCAGCGACUUUCGGCAAUGGAAAAGGAAAAAGACGGCAUAUUGGACACAGCAUUGACAAUCAUGCAGAAAAUGAAGGUGCGGGAUCGACGUCCAAAGGCUCUACUGCUUCUGGGAAUUUGAGCGACAGUGUUAUCCAGACAAAAGGUAGCCGGCCAUCAGAUGAUGUCACAAUUUCUUACCCAUGUCAUGUUCGAGCAUGUGAAUACUACAAAAGUGGGUUCCUCUCUCAAAGUACUCUGAUGGAUCAUUAUCUCCAUUCUCACGGAGAAGAUUAUCAUCUUUGCGACUAUGCUUCUUGCCAGUCACAAAUAGGCACUGCCACUUCAUCUGGUCUCAAGUUUCGUUUCCUUCGCUCAGACUUCCGAGGUUCAGAGGCAGAAUACAGAUCCCACCUCCAGGAUUCCCAUAAAGAAGACAUUGGAUUAUCAUCUAAAUUGUCUGGCCAAGAAAUAGACUCGCUUGGGUUAUGUAGAUUAGAGGCAGAAUGGUGGAGGUGUCAAAAUUGUUUGAGAAGGGUUGUCGUGCAAAGCGAAGGAUAUACUUGCACUGCCUGCAAAACUAUAUGCGAGCCGGCAAUAAUUACGGCGAGGAAAACAAGAUUUAGUUUCGGGGGGCUAAUUGAUAGUGGAAAAAUGCUCCCCAGCGCGAAUGGAGCUAUUGUUCAUCAAGCUUCCAAUCUCCCGAAUAAUCCGGAUGUUACAAACGCACACGAUGUACUUAUUGAUGGUCAAAGUCGAGUCUCCGAAGAAUCUACAGAGCAUUCAUCUACUCCAAUAGCGGAAGCAGAUGUGAAAAGACAACGAAAAGCUCAUGCUAAAGAGGAAUUAAGAAUAGAACGAGAAGCUCCGUUUGAAGAAAGAUUAGGAAUAAAACGAGAAGCUCUGCUUAAUGACAAAUUAAUAAGAGAACCAGAUGCUCAGACUGAGGAAAUAUUAAGAAUACAACGAGAAGCUCCGUUUGAAGAAAGAUUAGGAAUAAAGCGAGAAGCUCCUCUUGAAGAAAAAUUAAUAAGAGAACGAAAAGCUCAGGCUGAGAGGAACACGCUAAUAAUUGAGCAUAUCGAAGUACAAUUGAUGCGCAGUGUUGAGGAGGAUUUGAAUGAGGGGCUGAGGGGCAAGGGGGAUGAGAUAAAUCAUUCUGCUAGAACACCCAUGUUGGGCAUCGAUUAUGAAUACACCCACAAGGAAUAUCUGAGCAGUAAACUUGUUCCAUUCAUGACAAUUAAGCAAUUGGGACAUGGCUCCUUCGGAAUUGUUGACGCAGUACGUUUCAAUGACAACGAAAAUGGCCUUCUACUUGCCCGAAAAAUAAUCCGCCUUCCUAACUUUUCACGGAAGAAAUUAUUACCUCUUAUUCAACAAGAAGUAGCCGUCCUUCGGGGUCUCACCCAUCAGCAUAUCGUUAAAGUCAUCAGUACUUAUGAAACAACUAAAGCUCCUCGGCAAUUCGGAAUUCUCAUAUCUCCAGUUGGUGAUGAAGAUCUAGGUCAUUUUCUUGAUCGAGUUAGCGAAAGUGAUUUCCCAGAGGGAGAUAUGAAAUUGCUUAAUGGCUGGCAAUGUUGCCUUGCUUCUGCGCUAGCAUACGUCCAUUCGCAGAAUAUAAGGCACAAGGAUAUCAAGCCAAACAACAUAAUUUGCAAGGGGGAUCAAAUUUACUUGACCGAUUUUGGAUCCGCACACCAGUUUAGUGCCGGUGUUACAAGUUCAACGGAUGGUCCUCUGGUAGGUAUUACCAAGAUGUACAGUGCUCCUGAGGUAAUCGCCGAUGACCGAAGAGGUCGACCUGCGGAUAUCUACUCCCUGGGUUGCGUUUUUGCCGAGAUGGCCACUGUAGCUAACGGUGAACGAAUCGAAGAGUUUCAUGAGUACAGGAGCCAGCCGAUUCCAGAUGAGCCCGAUAUAAUGACCUAUAUUUAUCAUGCUACGGCACAUUUGAUAGGGCCAUGGUUCACCGAGUUGGGGGAUCCUUGGACGGCAUCUCUUCUCCAUGAUAUGCUGGCUGUGGAUCAAAAGUGUCGUCCGACGGCUGCUGCUCUACAUGAAACUCUAUUGGCGCACUAUGGUCUGUCUAAUUGUCCGUGUCAUCAACUGCCUUUUUCAAGAGCUUUGCCACAGGUAGAUGAUACUGCAUCUUGGGAACAUGCAAUUGACUCAGGAAUCACUUCGAAUUCCCGGAUUGUUCCAAAAGUCAUCAACAAACAAUAUGCUUAUGUGGACCAAAAGUAG